AUGAGAACAGUUUCGGAUCGCUUUAAGUUCAAUUCAACAAUUAAAAACAAAAUACAACGUACUUUAUCACUUGAUGUUAAAAAUUCAACAUAUUGUUUGUUAAAAUCAUUGACGGUAUAUGGGCGAAUAUUAAGUGAUCUAUUCGGAGUGAAGCAUCAGAUCAAUAUCACUAAACAACAACGUGAUAAAUUAACAUUGUACAAAUUAAAUAGUGAUUCUUGGAACAUGAUUAACCGAUUAAUCACUGUCUUGACACCAUUUAAAGUCGCAACAAAACUCAUAAGCGGCUCACAUAAUCCGACCAUUGGUCUGACAUUAUUUGUGUUACAAAAUAUUCGAGGGUUCCUCGAAAAUAACGACGAUGAUGACAAGUUGUUAACACAUUUGAAAAUAUGUUUAUUGACGAAAUUAGAACAAUAUACAACAAACGACUGUGAACAAUCCGAAGCCGUAAAAUUUCUUUAUUCAACAUCAUCCUCAAAACCUCCUCCAUUAUCACUGUUAUUUUCACGAUUAGCACCACUACCAUCAUCACCAUCAUUACCCACUAUCGUCAAAAAUGAAGUUUUACAUCUAUAUAUAUAA
Didymodactylos carnosus is the source of this 585-nucleotide messenger RNA. The record is from the annotation of a GenBank genome assembly. Lineage: Eukaryota; Metazoa; Rotifera; Eurotatoria; Philodinida; Philodinidae.